This is a messenger RNA of Cetraspora pellucida, 334 nucleotides long. NCBI's taxonomy places the organism in Eukaryota, Fungi, Glomeromycota, Glomeromycetes, Diversisporales, Gigasporaceae. The record is from the annotation of a GenBank genome assembly.
AUGAUCGAAAAUCAAGAUGCUUUAUUUCACCCAAUGCUAAUGCCAACAAGAUGGCUUCGAGAUGAAAAGGAAGCAAAGCUAAAUGCUGCAGUACAAUUGGAAAGAGAGAACAUUCUUAGUAAAAAUAUGGAUUUAAAUAAUAUAUUGAAGUUGCCAGAUAGGCAUGUUUGCAAUAUUGAUGAUAUUAAAGAUCCAACAAAAUACCAAGAUAAAGGUAGACCUGCUAGUAAUCGUAUUAAGGCUUAUAAUGAGAAUAAGAAGGUGAAUAGUAGUAUAUCUAAAAGAGGAAAUGCUUCCAAAAAUCUUGAGAACACAGUAGAAAAUGAUAAUACCA